Dromiciops gliroides (monito del monte) is the source of this 1968-nucleotide messenger RNA. RefSeq names its product lysine acetyltransferase 8 (gene KAT8). The transcript has 11 exons. Gene Ontology annotation, biological process: regulation of DNA-templated transcription. The record is from RefSeq and is a predicted model, not a curated record. Bases 438 to 1805 code for a protein of 455 amino acids. Lineage: Eukaryota; Metazoa; Chordata; Mammalia; Microbiotheria; Microbiotheriidae. Gene Ontology annotation, molecular function: histone acetyltransferase activity.
UUCCCGAAGCGGAAAAAGGCCGACGCCAGGAGGAAGUUAUUGCAAUCUACGGCCAUCUCUUGCCAUGGCCCGGCCACGGGGAAUGCGAUUCGGCCCGCCCAGUCUUCAAUUCCAGCGUUUCCGGUUAAAAAGGAGAAUGUAAUCGCCCCUCCACCCUAAUCCUCGGAACUUCAGGCAGCAUACAGGCGGAGCCUUGGAGAAACGGAGACGUUGUCAUGAUGUAGCAAAGAGGGCGUCCCCAAGGCGUACGGAAGCGUGGUGGGUGGGAGGGAGAAACGAGGCCGACCGGGCCUUAGCUACCAAUCGGAGCCGGGUGUGCGCUACGUCGCGCGGCCCCACCUGCCCCAUGCUUGUAGAGGGCCCCAUUUUGCCGUACGAGACCCGGAAGUUUAGGGGCGUCGAGGCGCCUGAUUCUUGCGUCACUUCCGACCGGUUCGAUGGCGACUGCAAGCUCAGCGGCAGCGGCCACGGUCGGAGCCCCGGGGGAGGGCGAGGCCGGGGGCGGGGAGAGAGCGGUGGCUGAAGGGACCUCCCCGCCCCCAGGCCGCGCCUCCCCUCCGGCCCCGGCCCGAGGCGAGCCCGAGGUCACCGUGGAGAUCGGAGAAACCUACCUCUGCCGACGGCCGGACAGUACUUGGCACUCAGCAGAAGUGAUUCAGUCUCGUGUGAAUGACCAAGAAGGAAGAGAGGAAUUCUACGUACAUUAUGUGGGUUUUAAUCGUAGGCUGGAUGAAUGGGUGGACAAAAAUCGGCUGGCCUUGACCAAGACAGUGAAGGAAGCUGUACAGAAGAACUCUGAGAAGUACCUAAGUGAGCUGGCAGAGCAGCCUGAGCGCAAGAUCACCCGCAAUCAGAAACGAAAGCAUGAUGAGAUCAACCAUGUGCAGAAGACCUAUGCGGAAAUGGACCCCACAACAGCAGCACUAGAAAAGGAGCACGAGGCGAUUACCAAAGUGAAGUAUGUGGACAAGAUUCACAUUGGAAACUAUGAGAUUGAUGCCUGGUAUUUCUCCCCAUUCCCAGAAGAUUAUGGGAAACAGCCCAAACUUUGGCUCUGCGAAUACUGCCUGAAGUACAUGAAGUUUGAGAAGAGCUACCGUUUCCAUUUGGGGCAGUGCCAGUGGAGACAGCCACCUGGCAAGGAAAUCUACCGAAAGAACAACAUCUCGGUGUAUGAGGUGGAUGGCAAAGACCAUAAGAUUUAUUGCCAGAACCUGUGUCUAUUGGCCAAGCUCUUCCUGGACCACAAGACCCUGUACUUUGAUGUGGAGCCAUUUGUCUUCUACAUCUUGACCGAGGUGGACAGACAGGGAGCCCACAUUGUGGGCUACUUCUCUAAGGAGAAGGAGUCCCCAGAUGGGAAUAAUGUGGCCUGUAUCCUGACUCUCCCCCCAUAUCAGCGUCGAGGUUAUGGCAAGUUCCUCAUUGCCUUCAGUUACGAAUUGUCGAAGUUGGAGAGUACAGUGGGUUCUCCAGAGAAGCCACUGUCAGACCUGGGCAAACUGAGCUAUCGUAGUUACUGGUCCUGGGUUCUGCUGGAGAUCCUGAGGGACUUUCGGGGCACACUGUCCAUCAAAGACCUCAGCCAGAUGACCAGCAUCACACAAAAUGACAUCAUCAGUACUCUGCAGUCACUCAACAUGGUGAAGUACUGGAAGGGCCAGCAUGUCAUCUGUGUCACCCCCAAGCUAGUGGAAGAACACCUUAAGAGCGCCCAGUACAAGAAGCCACCAAUAACAGUGGACUCAGUUUGUCUCAAGUGGGCACCACCCAAACACAAGCAAGUAAAGUUGUCCAAGAAGUGAGAGGCUCCAACCAGCCUGCUGUACCCCCUGCAUCCCUGCCCAGUGGCAGCCUUAGACCUACCUAGGAAGGCUGCCUCUUUUCCCAGUUGUAAAUAUGGAUAGACUUGUCUGCCCGCCUUCAAGCCCUGAAAUAUUUUUUUAAUAAAGAGACUUUAGCUUGUCA